AUGCCAACAACAACACGGAGAACAUCUUUGCUGCAAAGGGGAGCCCUGUCGGCGGCAAAACGCUUUUACACGCGCGGUGGUAGUGGUGGUGCGACGACCAACAAAAGCAUCGUUUCGUCUUCUUUCGCGAAGAACCCAGACGCGGCAGAAGCCGUGCCGCUUCUCCUUUUCGUAUCUGCAGGAGUGUUCUCGGGAUUGUCGUUUCUGUCGCGACAAAUCGUAAACUCGCCCGGGUUUUACGCGAACAGAACGGAAAGACAACGCGGCAUAGACGAGCCCGAGAAAGAGAAAUCGAUGCGAGGCAGCAAUUGGUACAAUCACAAAGUGAGAAGAUAUUUUGGGGAGAGGAAUAAAAGGAAAGCACCUGGAGAAGUGUUUCCAACUUUGAACGCAAAGUUUGCGCCGGUUUCCCAGCCGUACGAUGAAAUCCUCGGGAGGAAGAGGAACGGUUAG
Molecule: messenger RNA, 453 nt
Organism: Bathycoccus prasinos
Lineage: Eukaryota; Viridiplantae; Chlorophyta; Mamiellophyceae; Mamiellales; Bathycoccaceae
Exons: 2
Coding region: 1-453 (150 amino acids)
Source: RefSeq, a predicted model, not a curated record